Molecule: messenger RNA, 1788 nt
Organism: Necator americanus (New World hookworm)
Lineage: Eukaryota; Metazoa; Nematoda; Chromadorea; Rhabditida; Ancylostomatidae
Exons: 15
Coding region: 1-1788 (595 amino acids)
Source: RefSeq, a predicted model, not a curated record
AUGACAGCGGCUCCGAUUCGUUCUUGUCUAAUUUUUGCCUUGUUCACAAUAGGAUUUUCGGCGGACGAAAACGAAAUAUGUGCUCCUCUCCUCGACAUAGCUUUCGUUUUGGAUGCAUCCGGUAGCACUGAAGAGAUUUAUAGCGAACAAGUGCGUUGGACUGCUGCUCUAAGUGAUGUGCUUCCUAUACAUCCAGAUGCUGUACGAUUAGCAACGAUCCAAUAUGCUGGAUAUCCUCUUACCGAAUUCGGUUUAAACACCUAUGCUGAUAGAGAUGAUGUUGUUCGACAUCUACAAGAUAUGUCCUUCCAAUCCGGUGUCACCAGAACUGGAUAUGCGCUAAGAAGAGCUGAAAACGAAUUGUUUGAGGAGGAUCGAGGAGCCCGGAACAAUGCAUCUAAGAUUGUGGCCUUAUUUACGGAUGGUUUAUCCAUAGACGAUCCUUUGAAACCGUCCGAGUACUUGCGUAAAAAGAAAGGUGUGAAAAUAUACGUGGUGAGCGUGAGUGCUGAUGGCUUCAUCCCUGAAAUGCAGCGAAUCGCUGGAGAUAGUUCGAAUGUUUAUGGGCCGGAUGAUCUACCGUUAUUCAAGGAACGACUUCUCAAAGAUGUGGAAGAUGCGAGAGUUUGUGAAAGCGAGAUUACGGGAAUCGCUUCUUCUUCGGUUUCAACAACAGAGGCGGACAUCAUAAAAUCAACGGAUCUAACAGAUGUACCAAUUAUCGAAAUGUCGACUGAGAAAUUAACGACCAUAGAAAUCCCAUCAUUCACCUCAUCUGAGGAUAUUACCACCCUAUUACAUGAUAAUGAAGUGAAAACGAAAACACUACUGCAUUCGGCAGAUACUCGAACUACUCCAAUGUCACCAAAUGAAAUUUUCGAAAACGUUCUACAUAGUGUGGAAAGUGCGUAUCCCAACUCCGUGCUUGCUGAGGUUCCAAGUGCAGUCAUAAAUGCGAAACAUGAACUGAAGCUGCUCAGUAGUGGCCACAGCAGCUCAGUGAUCAGUGGUCAAUCGUCAUUACCGAAUCCACGAAAAACCACUCUAGCGACUGUGAAACCAUCGUCGCAAUCCACAGUUGCGAGGACAUUAACCUCAUCCACAAGGCCACCUACAACUAAAACCACAACUACAACUACAACUACAACUACAACCACAACUACAACCACAACUCCUAUAACCAGACCACGUAUCGUAUCCCGAGCAUUUGCAUCAAAAACAUUUGGAGGAAACGGAAUCCAAACUUCUAAAUGUUCUCUUGAUAUUCUUUUCGUUGUUGACAGUUCUGGUUCGGUCGGAGAAAUAUAUUUGAAGCAAAAGGAAUUCUUAUCCGAACUAUUGCAAUCAAUACAACCGGAGAAUCAAUCACAUCGUGUAGCGCUUAUACAAUUUGCUGGCGCAAAAUUACAGAAAACAGAAUGGUCUUUUGAUAGUUUUCACAAAAGCACAGAAAUUAUAAAAGCUUUCAAUGGUGUACGUCAUUUUACAGGAACUACUUAUAUUGGAGCAGCACUCGAACUUGCUCGACAAUUACUGGAAAAAAGAAGACCUGACGUAAAGACGGUGGUUGUUCUACUUAGUGAUGGAUUCUCUCAAGAUGAUGCUACACGACCAGCUGAUGCUAUUAGAGCGAUAAAAAAUGUGGAAUUCUAUGCAAUUAGCCUAUCGCCACUCAGUAACAAGAACUAUUUAAACCAACUAGUGAAGGACGAACGAAGAAUGGCUAUGGAUAACGAUACCAGUUACUUACGUAAUCAUUUAAGGUCAAUAUUCUUUUGUAACAAGUAA